UCAUGUGAUUGGCUGCAGUAUUGGAAAAAAAAUCGAAUGAAAUGCUGAGCUAUAAAUAAAGAAGAAGAAAUGUAUGUAACCUAACAUUGUCAAAUUCAAGUGGUAAAAUUAGGUUCAAAAAUGUUUAAGUUUGUACCAUCUAAAGUAUUAAAAAAUGUAAUCAGUCGACAACUAAGUAAACAAAUACAAAACACAAACGUGAAACCGCUUGAAGGUAUAAAACCAGAACUGAUAUUAACUAGAAAAUGCACUGAUAGGUUAAAAGAAAUAAUCAAGGAUAUGCCAACAGGUUUUUUAAGACUUUCUGUGGAUGGUGGUGGUUGUUCUGGGUUUCAAUACAACUUUGAUUUGGACACCAAAAUUAACGCGGAUGAUAAAAUUUUUGAAAGAAAUGGUGUCCGGGUAAUAAUAGAUGAAACGUCUCUUGAAUAUGUUAAAGGUUCAACCAUUGACUAUCAAGAAGAACUUAUACGUUCCUCUUUUAAAGUUGUUAAUAAUCCACUAGCUGAACAAGGAUGCUCAUGUGGUGCAUCAUUUGCAAUUCGACUGGAUUAGAAUAAUUAAUAAAUGAUUUAAUAAUUGAAAUCUGUAUAUAUUUAAUAUUGGAAUUCUGGCAACUGGUUACAAAGAUAAUUUUUAAUAGUUUUAUUCUGGAUUUUUGGACUAUCAUAUGCCAAGUACCUUGAAA
Cylas formicarius (sweet potato weevil) is the source of this 688-nucleotide messenger RNA. Its product is annotated as iron-sulfur cluster assembly 2 homolog, mitochondrial. Gene Ontology annotation, biological process: iron-sulfur cluster assembly. Bases 121 to 555 code for a protein of 144 amino acids. NCBI's taxonomy places the organism in Eukaryota, Metazoa, Arthropoda, Insecta, Coleoptera, Brentidae. Gene Ontology annotation, cellular component: mitochondrion. The record is from RefSeq and is a predicted model, not a curated record. Gene Ontology annotation, molecular function: iron ion binding; 2 iron, 2 sulfur cluster binding; 4 iron, 4 sulfur cluster binding. The transcript has 3 exons.